CAGGAGGAAGAUGAAGCGCACGGCGCCCCGCAGCACUUUGCGGAAAAUAAUAAAGAAGCACAAGCCGCAGUUGCGGCUGGCGGCUAACAGCGACCUGCUGGUGCAUUUGAACUUCUUACUGUUUCUCCAUCGACUAGCAGAAGAAGCCAGGACAAAUGCUUUUGAAAACAAAAGUAAAAUAAUCAAACCUGAGCACACUAUAGCUGCAGCAAAGGUUGUUUUAAAGAAAAGCAGAGGCUAAAAAAUGGAACAAUGGGAUUUCAAAUCUUUUUUUUUUUUUUUGUAUAUGUAUGUCGACUUACUAACUUGAGAUCCUGUUAGCCAGCUUUUGCACUUGUGGAGGUAUUUGCUUUUACUGAUGUUUCUCAUGACCUACCUUCUGAGUAUCCUGCUGUUACUUAAACAAAUAAUAGCAAACAAAUGUUCUUAAACAUUUCCUAUAUAAUUAAAAAUGUCUCUAAUAAGGAUCAUAAGUAAUAAUUCAUUUAAAUAUUCUGAUAUACCUUAUUUCUUACAAUAAAAUGAAGGAAUACCUUUGUCAUGCUCACUGAAGUACCAUAUUUCAUUUUUUUAUUUACUGACAUAAGUUUGAAGCAUUUUAAGAAAAAUAGUAAUAAAGAUGCAGGUUUCACUUAUUCCAUUAUGGGUUGGGCUGUUCAGAACAGAUUUAUCAGCUAAACAAAGUGUUGAAUUUCAAAUUAAGUGCUGUAGAAGCUAGUGUAUUAAAUGUCUUGGUUUCUUUAUCUGUGUCUUACUUUUCAAAUGGAUUUACAAAUAUUAAGUUAAAAUGUCCAUGUUUUGGAGGGUGGAUACAUAUUCUGUAUUUUUAAACCGAGCUCUGAACCAUUACACUGCCCUACUGCUUGACGUGGUAUGUGAGAUGACUUGGUGGUCUUAAUUCAACUGGUGUGGACAGAUAACACAUUAUUUWAAAAAAAAAUGCUGAUUUUUUGAAGUUGGAUCCUCAGAUACUGUACAAGACAAGUCGGCAUGCAAGCUGAACUGCUUCCUUCUCUUUUAAGUGUCGUUCUAAGCUGUAGAAGUGUUGAAAUGUACAUUAGAUUAAAAACACCUGUAACUGAAAUUGUAUUCUCUUCCUAAUUUGAUAUAUUUAAGAKAUUUUAAAACAUUUAGCAAUAGUUUAUUUAAUAAAGAUACA
Molecule: messenger RNA, 1159 nt
Organism: Nothoprocta perdicaria
Lineage: Eukaryota; Metazoa; Chordata; Aves; Tinamiformes; Tinamidae
Gene: CENPW
Product: centromere protein W
Exons: 3
Coding region: 11-241 (76 amino acids)
Biological process (GO): chromosome segregation; kinetochore assembly; mitotic cell cycle
Cellular component (GO): kinetochore; nucleoplasm
Molecular function (GO): protein heterodimerization activity; DNA binding
Source: RefSeq, a predicted model, not a curated record